This is a messenger RNA of Euleptes europaea (tarantolino), 1239 nucleotides long. It is a transcript of the gene NAA80, whose product is annotated as N-alpha-acetyltransferase 80, NatH catalytic subunit. The record is from RefSeq and is a predicted model, not a curated record. Gene Ontology annotation, cellular component: cytoplasm. Bases 9 to 1046 code for a protein of 345 amino acids. Gene Ontology annotation, molecular function: N-acetyltransferase activity; acetyl-CoA binding. NCBI's taxonomy places the organism in Eukaryota, Metazoa, Chordata, Lepidosauria, Squamata, Sphaerodactylidae. The transcript has a single exon. Gene Ontology annotation, biological process: protein acetylation.
UGAGAAGAAUGGGCUCCGUUUCAGAGAUGCUCACGGCAGUUCCCCUUCACCAGAGGCCUGAUCUUCUGGAACCCUGUGCUGACCUCAUCAAUGAAGAGUGGAAAAGGAGCAGGACUUCCCGCAUCCACUCCCUGCAGAGGUCCACCGAGGACUUUCCCAUGUGCCUGGUGCUGAUCAGAACUGCAAGGGCAGUGGAAGAAGCUGCUGAAGGGAAACCAGCCAAGAGCCCGUGCCAACUCCUGGGGCAUGCCAGGCUGUCCCGUGUGGUCGGCCAGCCUAAAAGCUUGUUUGUGGAGACGGUUGUGGUCUCCAAAGCUAUUCGUGGAAAAGGCUAUGGUAGGAAACUCAUGGAAGCUGUUGAGAGUUAUGCCAAGUCCCGUGGCUACAGUCUUCUGCACCUCACCACCCAUGACAAGCAGCAUUUCUAUGCCCACCUGGGCUACAAGUUGUCUAAGCCUGUUCAGUGUGCAGGAGUCAUGAGUUCUCUCGUCCCUAUGGAGUUUUUAGAGAUCUUCUCUCCCUCUCAGCAUGGAAGGGAACUCCCUGCAGGAUCUGGGAAAAACAAUCCAGGCUCAUCCUGUGGCAGCAAAGCUGGAGCAAAUCUCCCUUCGUUACCCCCUUCUGCCUUCCCUCUCUCCUCCUCUUUCUCCUCAUUAACUCCACCUCCCCCACCCCCUCCUUGCCCUCCUGACCCAGUAACUGUUACCGUCUCUCCCCCUCCCCAGUUAGCAGCUUUUCCCCACACUUCCUUUUCCCAGCCCAUUAAUGCUACAGUUCGGCCAUCCCAAUCAUCCUCUGUGCCUCUCUCUGUGAAUUCCUUUAGUGCCACAGAUCUUCCACCGCUGCCGCCACCUCCUCCUCCGCUGCCUCCUCCUCCUCACCCUCCUAAGCUUCCACCAGUGACCCAUUUGCUAGGCCUGCCAAGUUCCUGUAAAACUCCUGCCUCCUGUCCAUCAGAGGACAAAAGCCAGAAUCAGAUGUUUCUAGAAACACCAUAUCACGACCUCAAAGGGCAGCCCAUAUUUUGGAUGGAGAAGGACAUUUAAUCUUUGCAUCAUGUGCCGGUGUGAUGAAGGCAAAUGAUGAUAAUUGGAGGAGGGGAGAUGCUCUGGAAGAAAGCCUGGUUUGAACUUUAUGAAAUCAGAUGAGUAAGAGCCGUUUCUGAACUACUAAGCCAACAGAUUUGAUCUCUUUAUCAGAGUUCUUUUUAGAGAAGAGCCCAAAGUCAAGCCAUAUGAG